This is a messenger RNA of Gadus chalcogrammus (walleye pollock), 5930 nucleotides long. It is a transcript of the gene dyrk2, whose product is annotated as dual-specificity tyrosine-(Y)-phosphorylation regulated kinase 2. The coding region runs from base 275 to 1999 and encodes 574 amino acids. Gene Ontology annotation, cellular component: nucleus. Gene Ontology annotation, molecular function: protein serine/threonine/tyrosine kinase activity; protein serine/threonine kinase activity; ATP binding. Gene Ontology annotation, biological process: peptidyl-serine phosphorylation; peptidyl-threonine phosphorylation. NCBI's taxonomy places the organism in Eukaryota, Metazoa, Chordata, Actinopteri, Gadiformes, Gadidae. The record is from RefSeq and is a predicted model, not a curated record. The transcript is spliced from 7 exons.
CCCCGCCCUACGACCCGUCUUCUCGAGCUGCCGGUCGCCUCGCCUCGGAUCCCCGCAAUGGCUACUCCUCGGACCCGCAGCACCCACCGGAGGACCGGCCCAGCACCCACCGGAGGACCGGGUCAGGCCACGCACUGAGCCGAUGAUCGGAGCACCGGGCCGGAGAGACAGAGAGCCACGGGAGGAGCGAGAGGAAGAAGAGGAGUGGAUGUAAGGAGGAGGAAGAGGAGGAGGAAUCGAGUCUAUUUCUGUCCAGAGGAGAGCAGCGGCCGCCAUGUUGACCAAGAAGCCAAGCGCCUCGGUCCUUCCGACGGGUAAAGGUGGAGAGUCAGGUCAUCUCCAGCGUGGGGCAACAUCCAGUCAGACAGGAUCUCCCCUCUCCCUACCCCCGCUCCCUACGGGUGGUCCAAAGGCAGCCAUGUCGGACCAGCUCUACGAGGAGAACAGCAACAAGCGACAGGUUCUGACCUCACAACCCAACGGACUGGCUGCUCUGACAUCAAGGCCCGACCGCCAAUCAUCUUCAGAUCCCGCCCACGCUCGGCAGGGCAGUGGGGCAACGGUCAAAUCAGCCGACAGCAAGAGCAAGGCUCCGCCCCUCAGCCCAGAGCAGGCCAUGAGGCAAUUCAUGUCCAAGCUGUCGGCCUUCGAGCACCAUGAGGUGUUCAACUAUCCCGAAGUCUAUUUCAUUGGACCGGGUGCUAAGAAGCGUGCGGGGGUGAUGGGCGGAGCCAACAACAGCGGCUACGAUGACGACCAGGGCUCCUACAUCCACGUCCCCCACGACCACGUCGCGUACCGCUACGAGGUCCUCAAGGUCAUCGGGAAGGGCAGCUUCGGACAGGUGGUCAAGGUGUUUGACCAUAAGUGCCAUGCCCACGUGGCGCUGAAGAUGGUGCGUAACGAGAAGCGGUUCCACCGCCAGGCGGCGGAGGAGAUCCGCAUCCUGGAGCACCUCCGCAAGCAGGACCACGACUCGACCAUGAACGUCAUCCACAUGCUGGAGCACUUCACCUUCAGGAACCACAUCUGCAUGACCUUUGAGCUGCUGAGCAUGAACCUGUACGAGCUCAUCAAGAAGAACAAGUUCCAGGGCUUCAGCCUGCCGCUGGUCAGGAAGUUCGCCCACUCCAUCCUGCAGUGUCUGGACUCACUGCACAGGAACCACAUCAUCCACUGCGACCUGAAGCCUGAGAACAUCCUGCUGAAACAGCAGGGCCGCAGCGGCAUCAAGGUGAUUGAUUUUGGCUCAAGCUGUUACGAACACCAGAGAGUUUACACCUACAUCCAGUCCAGGUUUUACCGCGCUCCAGAAGUCAUUCUGGGCUCCCGCUACGGGAUGCCCAUCGACAUGUGGUCCCUGGGCUGCAUCCUGGCGGAGCUGCUGACCGGGUACCCCCUGCUGCCCGGGGAGGACGAAGCCGACCAGCUGGCCUGCAUCAUGGAGCUCCUGGGCAUGCCCGCACAGAAGCUGCUGGACGCCUCCAAGAGGGCCAAGAACUUUGUGUCGUCUAAGGGCUACCCGCGCUACUGCGUGGUGAGCACGCUGGCGGACGGGUCGGCCUCGCUCGGCGCCGGCCGCUCGCGGCGGGGUAAGGCCCGCGGCCCGCCGGCCAGCAAGGACUGGAGCGUCGCCCUGAGGGGCUGCGACGACCCUCUCUUCCUGGACUUCCUGAAGCAGUGCCUGGAGUGGGACCCGGCCAUCCGCAUGAGCCCCAGCCAGGCCUUGAGACACCCCUGGCUCCGGAGACGCCUCCCCCGGCCUCCCACCACCACCUCCUCCUCCUCCUCCACCACCAAGAGGAGCACAGACAGCACCGUCACCUCUGUCUCCAAGCUGACCCCCUCCACCUCCACCCUCUCCUCCUCCUCUAAGACCAUAGCUCCCUCCUCCUCCACCCUCUCCUCCUCCUCUAAGACCAGAACUAACCUAGCCGUCAUCACAGACGCUAACGGAAACAUUCAGCCUAGGACAGUUCUGCCCAAACUGGUGAGCUGAGGGCGGAGCCAACAGGAGGCGGAGCAUCAGGGAGUGAGUGGAGGUGUGUUUACCUGUCGGGGGAUAUCCUACAAGAACAGCUUUCAGGCUGCUAGCCUGGUGAGCCUGUUAGCCUGUUAGCCUGGGCUAUAUGGAACCACCGUUAGCCUGUUAGGACACCACACUGCACUGUAGCUCAGUGUAACACACAUACACACACACACCCACACACACACACAAUUUAACUAAGAUGUAUAUGGUGCUGAUGAAGGGAACACUAUUUUUAUGUUUUCAGCAGCGAUACACACACACCAUCUGAGAUGAACUGUUGAGAAGCUAGCAGUGUUGUUCUAGCUUGAAGCUGCUCGUGUUGUGCCUGUUAACUGACUGUUAGCCAGUUAAGAAGGGAAAAGCCAACAAGUUACUGUUGGUUAGUUAUUUUUACUACCUGUUUUUACUUUACCUGGUGGCUAAUUGAUUUGUUAGCUAUAACAUUUAGCUAUCAACUUACUAGCUUUUAGCCAUCCCGUGACAAUUGGCUGAUAGCCGAUAUCAUUGGCAGUUAGACGUAAAGCACAACACUGCCUACCGAGCACAGGGCUCCGCCCACUGAUCACAGGGCUCCACCCACCUGAAGUCCUCCUUUAGACACGCCCACCUGGUGGGCCAUACCAUCGCCUGAUAGGACGAAACCAUCAACAAGAGGUGAAUGCUCUGCUUCAGGUCCUAAGAGGGUUCCGCCACCGGUAGCGGGUAAACCCCUGGUGAGCCAGGUAGCUGUUGAACCCCUGGUGAAACCCAGGUAGUAAGUGAACCCUGGUGAACCAGGUAGCUUGUGAACCAGACAGCUGGUGAACGAGGUAUCUUGUGAACACCUGGUGAACCAGGUAGUCGUGAACCCCUGGUGACCAGGUAGCCGGUGAAGCCUAGGUAGCCAUUUAAGCCCAGGUAGCUGGUGAACCAGGUAGUCGUGAACCCCUGGUGAACCAGGUAGUCGUGAACCCCUGGUGAACCAGGUAGCCGGUGAAGCCCAGGUAGCCGGUGAAGACCAGGUAGCUGGUGAACCAGGUAGCUUGUGAAGCAGAUAACUGGUGAACCCCUGGUAAACAAGAUAGCUGGUGGACCCUAGUGAACCCAGGUAGCUGGUGAACCCUGUUGAACCAGGUAGUCGGGGAACCCCUGGUGAACCAGGUAGUCGGGGAACCCCUGGUGAACCAGGUAUCCGGUGGAAACCAGGUAGCUGGUGAACCCUGGUGAACCAGGUAGCCGGUGAACACCAGGUAGCUGGUGAACCCUGUUGAACCAGGUAGUCGGGGAACCCCUGUUGAACCAGGUAGUCGGGGAACCCCUGGUGAACCAGGUAGUCGGGGAACCCCUGGUGAACCAGGUAUCCGGUGGAAACCAGGUAGCUGGUGAACCCUGGUGAACCAGGUAGCCGGUGAACACCAGGUAGCUGGUGAACCAGUUAGCUGAUCAACCCCAGGUAGCAGCCUUUAUUCAGGUCCUCAGCCUCAAACCUCCCAAAGAAAUGUAGGACUUGUAGGACUUUGUGUUCGCUCUUGACUAGCACCACGUAUGAUGUGAUAAUAAUGAGAAUAUGAAAACAUGUCUGCUAGCAGAGUAACGUGAGGGACGCCACGAUGCCUAUGUUCUUACAUUCCACUGGAGACUACAUCUAAUCCCAGCUCAUCAACUAGCUCUGGAUCAUUAAGACCCGGUUCUAGCUAAGCUCUACGUUUAUACAUAUCAUCCAUUCAGCCAGAGAUAGAGGUCCACACAGAGACCGGGGUCUGGGUCUACUGACCCCCUAAGCCAGUAGACAGGUUAGCCUAAAGACAGGUAAAGAAAUAGACAGGUAAAGAGAAGGGUGAAGACAGACCAGUGGAGACGGACAGGUGAAGACAUAUGCUGUGUUCCAAUAUCCAUGCUUCCAUGAGUACACUUAAACGUAGUACACUAUCCGCACUCACUAAGUGAGCUGAUUUUCAGAUGUCAGUUCCAAAUCGAAUACUACCGUGGCGCACUAACCGGAAAAUAAGAUCACUGCCGCUGCGGCACCUCCCCCGCAAUAAACAUCCCGCUUUGAACGAUGAACUCUUUAUGCCUAGCAGCCUGUAAGAGCUAUAAAAACUACAAAAUGACUCUAUUAAUGCAGGCUAUGUGGAAAAUGCGCCGACUUUGGCUCAACCUGGCUCCGCCCCCUUCCACUACGUAGCUAAGAUGGCUGCCGUUGAGUACGAAAAGUGUUCAUCUAUCCACACUUCGUGGUUUGACCGUUUUGAGUACACCAUCCGGGUCCUUUCAGUACACUUAUUUUCACCCGAUCUUAAUUGGAACGCUCCACGUAAUAAAACUAAGUAUAGUAAGUACGGAUAGUAUGGAUAUCGGAACACAGCAAUGGACAGGAAAAGAUUUAGACAGGUAAAUACAAGACGGGUGAAGACAGACUGGUGGAGACAGACAGGUAAAGACAUAGACAGGUCAAGACAGACGGGUGAAAGCUGCAGGUGUAGAGGGGUCGGGGUAGACCACCUCCAGAUGGGCCGGGGGAACAGAAGAUGAAGAAUAUAAAUGACCCUCAGUUCUCCACAUCCUGAUACGAGGUCAGGUGUGUGUGUUUGUUGUGUUUGUGUGCGAGCGGGAGCAUGACUGAAGUCUGUCAUCUUUAUCUCUAGAAAUAGAACCAUCAAAACAAACUGCCAUGAGGACGCCUCAAACACAGUUGCUAUGACGAUGGGGUGGGACCUCCUGUUGAGAAGGAUAUCAUGUGACCUGUGACCCCAGCCUAUGACAUCAUGAAUGCAGAUUAUUAAAAUAUUUAAGUUUGGAUUCAGACCUUAGUAUUUCUGUUUGUAUAUGAAUGAAUAAAGAUUCUGACAAAUUUUAGCUAUGUACAGGCUGUGACUUUGUAAUCAUUAUGUCACCAAAACACAGUUCCACAAACACACACACACACACACACACACACACCGAUCUACGCCCAGUUGCGCGACACUAUGGCCGCUAUUCAAGCCUUUCCUCAGCCCACGCUGCAAAUUCUCAUGGUCCCCUGAACUGGAAACGUCCAAAAAACGUCCAUAAUUGGGGCCAUCCGUGAGGGCAUGGAGAUCUACGACAUGCGGAGGCGCACCUGCCCCCGCCCUGACUGGCCCAGGCGUGGUAUUGGCCACUUCCUGCUCCGACAACAUUGAACCAGCGAUGGAGGAUCACCCUCGCUGGUUCACGGUUCCUAUCCUCGGUGGAGCAACGCUAUGCGGCCAUCGAAGGAGAGGCCCUGGCCGUGGCCUGGGGCCUGGAGCAAACACUAUAUUUCAAACAAGGAUGUUAAGGGGCUUAUGGUCGUACCAACCCUAAGCCCCUUGUGAAGAUCUUCGGGGAUAACAAACUCACUCCCGUUCAGGCUCAAGCAGCGUACCCUCCCAUGGUGCUUUGACAUUGCGUACCUGCCUGGCAAGAGCAACCAUGCCGCUGAUGCAACUUCGAGGCAUCCUUCCCUCUCGGGCCCUGCAAACGGCCUCAUAUUGGAAUCGCCGAGCGUACCUGACGCCGUAGAAACAGCACUUAUGGCUUCAAUCCGUGACGAUGCACAAGGAAUAGGAGCCAUCUCAUGGUCCCUUCUUGCUCGAUAGACGGCAGCUGACGCGUGCCUCGGCCAACUUCUAUACGAUCAAGCAUGAGGGUAGGGUUGAUGUUGAUGACCCUGUCCUAGUGAGUCUGUCGCCGGUCUGUGAGUUCAUCUACGCGCAGGAUGGCGUCCUCCUGUAUCACGACUGUCGUGGUUCCAACAUCCCUCCGUGAAAGAGUCCUCCGGCACCUCCAUGCCGCCCACCAAGGAACUUCUGCCAUGGAGCAGCAGGCCCUGUGCACGUCUUUUGGCCCAGGAUGUCGAAGGACAUCUGAGCCACCUGGUGGAUGUUCAGACUGUAACCGUAAGGCUCCGUCAUAAGCAGCC